AUGCAAGAUCAUCAUCACCACCACCACCACCACCACCACCACCACCACCACCACCACCACCACCACCACCACCACCACCACCACCACCAUCAUCAUCAUCAUCAUCAUGUACACUGCCAGGACGAUGGCCUCUUCCUGCGAUCUCCAGAUAGAUUAACCCGGGUCCCUCAGGCUUGCAGACAGGCACCAUCACAUCCUCCGAACAUAUACCAAACCAACGAGCUUCGGGAGGAAGCCUUGACCAGCUCCGGCCUCGUGGGUCAGCAGUGCCCGAUUGCCAGGGCCCAGGACGACGCCCGAGCUCGAGGCAUUCUGGAAUGA
Messenger RNA from Dermacentor albipictus, 321 nucleotides. NCBI's taxonomy places the organism in Eukaryota, Metazoa, Arthropoda, Arachnida, Ixodida, Ixodidae. The record is from RefSeq and is a predicted model, not a curated record.